AUGUGGUCGACGAUGAUCAUGCGGUUCCCUACGCAGGCCAAGUCCGUGUCGCGCAGCGCGCUUGUGGCGGCAGGUAUGGCUGCGUUCGCUGCCUUCUCCAGUGUUUCCUCUACUCGCUGCGAAGAGGAGAAGUCCAAGGUGGCGUUGAGCCCCAAGGAGUUCCGUUCUUUCACUGUGCGUAAAGUUGAGACCGUGAACUACAACACGAAGCGCGUGACGUUCGCUCUUCCCACACCCGAGCACGAGAUGGGUCUCACGACGCCUAGUUGCCUUAUGGCUCGUGCCAAGGUAGACGGCAAGACAGUGGUGCGCCCCUACACGCCUGUCAACGUGAACGACGAGAAGGGUUUCUUGGAGCUCGUAGUCAAGGGUUACCCACAGGGAAAGCUCAGCAAGCACAUCGUGCAGCUCAAAGAAGGAGACUCUCUUGACAUGAAAGGUCCCUUUCCCAAGUUCAAUUACUACCCCAACAGGUACAAGAGCAUCGGCAUGAUCGCUGGCGGCUCCGGUAUCACCCCCAUGCUGCAGCUCAUCAAGGCCAUUUGCCGCAACCCGGAGGACCGCACCGAGAUCACGCUGCUGUACUGCAGUGUCUCGGAAGAAGAUAUCAUCCUGCGUGAAGAAGUGGAGGCCAUGAUGUACCUGUACCCGCAGAUCUCCGUGAUCCACGUGCUCAGCAACCCGUCCGCCGAGUGGAAGGGUCUUACAGGCUUCGUGUCCAAGGAGAUGAUCGAAAAGUACAUGCCGGAGCCGUCAGACGACAACCUCGUGUGUGUGUGCGGUCCUCCGCCAAUGAUGUACCACGUCUCGGGUGACAAGGCGAAGGACAGGUCUCAGGGCGAACUGCAAGGUCUGCUGAAAGACAUGAACUACACCUCCACUCAAGUGUUCAAGUUUUAA
Phytophthora infestans T30-4 is the source of this 900-nucleotide messenger RNA. Its product is annotated as NADH-cytochrome b5 reductase, putative. The transcript has a single exon. Gene Ontology annotation, molecular function: cytochrome-b5 reductase activity, acting on NAD(P)H. NCBI's taxonomy places the organism in Eukaryota, Oomycota, Peronosporomycetes, Peronosporales, Peronosporaceae. The record is from RefSeq and is a predicted model, not a curated record. Bases 1 to 900 code for a protein of 299 amino acids.